AUGGCUUCCGAUGGCGGCGGAUCCAAACCUAGAUCUAGUAGCUACUACAACAUUCUCGGGAUUCGCAAAGACGCCUCCGUUUCCGACAUCCGUACUGCUUACCUCAAGCUCGCCAUGAAAUGGCAUCCGGAUAGAUACGCGAGAAACCCUGGAGUCGCCGGAGAAGCUAAACGCCGGUUUCAGCAAAUCCAGGAAGCCUAUUCCGUUUUGAACGACGAGAAUAAGCGAUCAAUGUACGACGCUGGACUAUACGAUCCCCAUGACGACGACGACGAUGACUUCUGCGAUUUUAUGCAAGAGAUGAUCUCAAUGAUGAACAAUGUCAAAGACGAGGGAGACAGCUUAGAGGACUUGCAAAGGAUGUUUACGGAUAUCGUCGGUGGAGAUGGUAUGAGCUUUGACUGUAACAACAAUCCAAGGGGCAAUAAAAGGCCACGUGUCAACGUCUCAAGGAGUAGUGCUGCGAUGCGGUAA
Messenger RNA from Microthlaspi erraticum, 474 nucleotides. The record is from the annotation of a GenBank genome assembly. Lineage: Eukaryota; Viridiplantae; Streptophyta; Magnoliopsida; Brassicales; Brassicaceae.